Rhincodon typus (whale shark) is the source of this 3286-nucleotide messenger RNA. It is a transcript of the gene phka1a, whose product is annotated as phosphorylase kinase, alpha 1a (muscle). Gene Ontology annotation, biological process: glycogen metabolic process. Bases 135 to 2000 code for a protein of 621 amino acids. Gene Ontology annotation, cellular component: phosphorylase kinase complex. Lineage: Eukaryota; Metazoa; Chordata; Chondrichthyes; Orectolobiformes; Rhincodontidae. The transcript is spliced from 17 exons. Gene Ontology annotation, molecular function: calmodulin binding. The record is from RefSeq and is a predicted model, not a curated record.
AUGAGACCAGUAUUGAUCCGAAUGUGCUAUCAACAUUGAAGAAACUGCAAGAUGGAUAUUUUGGAGGAGCCAGAGUUCAAACAGGCAAUUUGUCAGCAUUACUGGUAACUUCAUGCUGCACACAUCUCAGUUUUAUGGAUCUAGGACCUGAUGGUAAGACUCUUGCUGACUGGCUUGCUUCGCACGACAUAAUAGAACCACUGGAGCAUCUGCAUGAAUUCCAGCUUUUAGAGUUUGUGGAAAACCGUGAUGAGUUAACAGUGUACUUAAACCAACUGUUGGAGAGCAAGCCACCGCAAGCUAAUAUUCUGCCAACUGCACAGAAAAAGGGUCUGCAUCGUUUCCGUGCUGCUGCAUAUGCCACACGGGACCUGGUCUCUCUGGUACACAAAGCAAAACGACUUGACAUUCAAAAUGUCUCUCUUUAUCUACCCAGCAGCUUCUUAUCUAUCAGCCAUCCAUCACCUUAUUCUUCGUCUGUAUCUUCAGACGAGACAAAAGACAAUGUAGAGUAUUCAUCAGCCACCCUUAGAAAGGAUUUGCCGAAGAAUGCCUAUGGUGAAAUAGAUUGCAAAGCCUUAGUUGAACAAUUAAAAACGUGCUCAACCUUACAAGAACAGUUCGAGAUUAUCCAUGUAAUAUAUAUGACAAAGGGUAUGGAUUGGGAUACAAAUAUGACGGAUAAUCCUAGUACCACUGUCCGUGAUCUCCUAAUGGAGCUAUACACAAAAGUUGGUAAUGCUCACCAAUGGGGACUAAUCCGUUACAUAUCUGGCAUGCUCCAAAAAAAGAUUGAAGAACUUGAUCAGGCCUGCACAACACUCUUAUCAAAUCAGAAGCAUCUUACUGUUGGCCUUCCUCCUGAACCUCAUGAGAGAACAAUUUCAGCACCUUUGCCACUUAAUGAGCUUACAAAACUGAUUGAAGAAGCUAGCGAACAAAAUGUCAGUUUGGUCAUUCUCACACAGGAAAUCGUGGUUUACCUUGCAAUGUACAUAAAGACAGAACCCAGUCUGUUUACCGAAAUGUUCCGACUGCGUAUUGGAUUAAUUAUUCAGGUCAUGGCAACCGAGCUGGCCAAUUCUCUCAAGUGUUCAGGCGAAGAAGCAACUGAAUAUUUAAUUUCGAUGAGACCUUCUCAUUUGAAGACUCUUCUGCACCAUAUUCUGAGUGGAAAGGAAUUUAAAGUCGAGAAAAAUGGUGAUCAUUCUACUUGGAAACAUAUUUCCAUUCAUGACGUAGAUCACACAGGGGCUACAAAAAGUGAAAGAGCUGGAAUUAGCAAGUUGAAGGUUGAAAUGAAGCAGAUGGAUUCACGUAGAUUUUCUGCUGGUGUAACGAAUAAGGAGACGGAAUCCCAGAUGACAUCUGAAAUUAUGAUUGGUGAAAUGCAAGAGCUGGCAAGUAAGCAAUUCUCCAGUGUGCCUGAGACUUUCGCCACUGUUCCGUUGGAGGACAGUGAUUUCAUUGAUGCACGCUUUGGACAAUGGCUGCGGCGAAGGCGCAUUGAUGGAGCACUCAACAGAGUCCCUGUUGGUUUUUAUCAGCGAGUCUGGAAAAUUUUACAGAAGUGUCGAGGAUUGGCUUUUGAAGGUAAUGUUCUCCAAUCGACUACAACGGAAGAGAUGACACCCGGUGAAAUUAAAUUUGCUGUUCAGGUAGAAACUUUCCUGAACAGUGUGCCACAGCCAGAGUAUCGGCAGCUUCUUGUGGAAACUAUCCUUGUCCUCUCAAUGCUGGCUGAUACAGAAGUACAAAUUAUUGGUGAAAUAAUUUAUGUUGAUCGCAUUGCACACAUGGCAAAUAAUUUAUUUAUUGAAGAACAGAGUGCUUUGGGUGCUGAUGAUAUCAUGCUGGAAAAGGAUCCUGCAAAUGGAAUUUGCAAGUUGCUAUAUGACAGUGCUCCAAGUGGUCGCUUUGGUUCCAUGACCUAUCUUUUGAAGGCUGUAGCCAUAUAUGUGGAUGAAUUCUUACCUGAUAGCGGGUGCACAAUGCAGUAAACUGAUGACGUUUAUGUAAUCUAAAUCAAAAGACUGUACACAAAUGCUGUGUCCAAGGCCUACAAUGCGCAGCAUUAAAUUUGGAUGUUACCAGCAUUGUUCAUCCAAAAGCUGUGAAGUCCAUGUUGCAUCAUUUAUAGCUGCCAAGAAGAAAUUACUAAAUGAAGUUCUUAAAUCAAGCGCACAUUACUGUUUCCUUUUAACACAAAACGGCCAAGAUCUGAAAUGAUUUUACACAUAUCUUUUUAAUACAACAGCAAGUACAGAUAAAUUGCGUCAUUGAAUAAGGGAAAUGUUUACACGUGGCUAAAAGCAUGUUAUUUAUUGCAUACUGUUGGGCUGGAAAGCCACUUAUUGCAGCUUAUGGUUAAAGUAUCUAGCCCUGUAUAAACUCCUUUUUAAAAACAAUACUAAAAAUACUGUGAUAUAUGUUGAGAAAAGUAUAUUUUUUAUUGAAGCCAUCUUAAUUUAUGUUAGCAAAAUGAUAAGUUCAGUGAUGCGUGCAAGCACCUCUUCUGACCAUCCUGAUGUCUCUCAUUGCAUGACAUCCAGCACACACAUUAAGAUUUACACUACUUUUACAGAGUUAAUGAAGCUAACCUCAGGAUUCAAUAAUUUUAAAAUAGUUUUUCUCAUCCUGAAGCAAAAUUUUAGAUAUCCUGGUGUUUGAUUUGCAUUUCCUUUUCUAUAUCUUUUAAAAAGAAAUUUACAUUUUGACAGUGAUGAUCAAGGUAAUGUUACUGUCUUAUCUAGAGUAUUCUAUAAGAAGAUUAAUUUUCAAAGUACACUUUGGUUUUAAAAAAAUCAUAAAGAAGAGAAAUAGAUAUCUAUUUUGAUGAUAUGUUUGCUAUUUUGCAACCUGCUUAACAGUUUGCUUUUAGUUGAGCUAUUUAACCUACUAAUGUGCCUUCAUCAUUUCAACACAGGGCAUUUAAGUCUGAUGAACUUUAGUAUGGUUUGCUAUUGUAAUCAUUAUGCUGCUCAAUUAUAGGAAUUUUGUAUGUGUAAUGCAAGAAUUUGUAGAGGCUGGUACUUCAAGGUAUAAAUGAACAUUGUAAGUAAGUGGUAUAAAAUUGUUUGGCAGUUAAGACUACGUGUUUAAUGUUUUAAAUGAUGCUUAUGGAAAUGUCAUACUCUGAUCACUGAUAUUGCCUUAAACUGUAUCAGAUACAAGAGAGAAAAGAUCAGUCACUCAUCACUUUAAUAUUUUUUCCAACCUCACCAAAAAUCCUGCACUGUUUAGUUUAUAAAAGCUUUUAUUAAAACUAUGAAUUCAACGAAGUUGU